UUUGCUUCCAGGGAAAAGGGGAAAAGGAGGAGUGAUACCGGUACUGCCUGGUGUCUUCAAUCCCCCCCCCCCCCCCUCUCUGUCUGCCCAGGCGCCCGGCGCCCCAAACGUAGCCCACGUGCCGCAGCGAGGACGCAACCGGUCGACGCGCGCCGUCAGCUCCAGCCGCCCGACGAUGGACGCGACGGUCGAUGGGCGGGUGCCGCCGGACGAUCCGGCCCGGACGGCCACCAGCGCGCCGCCCAACUGUCCCCACAGACCGCAGGAGCAGCAUCACCCCCAGCCGCACCAACAGCAGUGGAAUUUGACGACGGACAACGCACACGCCAGCCUCCCCGGUGCCAUCCAGCGAAAGUCGCGCAGCAACGACCGCAGCAAAGAGCGGGCCGAACCCGGCCUCGAACCGGCCGACCACUACGGGGACGAUGGCGGAGGGCCCCGGGGCAGGGACUCCAGCGAUAAGCUUGUGGUGCACCUCAUCAUUGGCUUCCGUGAUAUCUGCGUGUUUACACUAGUGCUACCGCUCGGUACCUUGUUCGUAUGUUUCGUCUCCGCUUAUGUCUUCCAGCCAGAGGAAAUUCACGAGACGCACUGUCGGGUGUACAACAUCAUACCGUCAAUCAGUGCCAUCACUGGCGUUAGUCCACAGCGGUACCUGUGGCGUGUGUCGAUCGCACUCCACAUCGGGCCGCGCUUCAUCAUUGCCUUUGUCUACCGGAACUGGUACCGUGCCAUGGUUGCCGGACUGAACGAUCCCGCCCGUGUGACGAAAGCCUGCAGGAUGAUAAACAUCGUCUACUGGCUGAAUUUGGUCGAGAUCAGUGCACUAUGCGGUGUCACCUACAUCUCCAACAAGGAAAACUAUCCACUGCACGAGAAGGUGUUCAUCAUCUUCAUGACAACCUCGCUGUCCUACAUGCUGGCGACGCUGAAGCUGCUCAAGAUCCUGCAGCCGGACGGGCCGCAAACACCGAACGAGGAGUCGUCGCUGCGCUACAAGCAAGCCUUCUUCGCCCUCUCGAUCGCGAGCACGGUCGGGUUGAUACUGUUUUUCCUGAAGCAUCGCUUCCUGUGUCAGGAUCUCGCAUUCAGCUGGUUCGCACUGUGCGAGUACAUCGUCGCGUCCGCCAACAUGGGCUUUCACUGCACCACGAUGCUGGACUUCCCGACCGAGCACUUUCUGAUUGCCAAAAACGCGAAGCAGUACAAGAAGCAGCAAACGUCGCUCGGCUGGAAGGUGGACUGAGCGGGGGCACGGGCCCGAACCCAGACCGCACCCGAUCGAGCGUAAAGUGGGCGCCGGGUCGGCACGUGUACACAGAACCCUACUACUACUACAACUACUAUUACCACUAUUACUACCACACAGACACCCUCACCCACUUUCACAGUGAUUGUAGUAACUUUUAUGUGUUUCGUUAGGUUUGUUUUCUUUCCUCUUCUUUCGUUUCGAUUUUGUUGUUGUUUCGAUUGUUAUGGCGGCCGGUUUGCUGGGCGGGCCCGAACGUACUAACGGCGUCAGCCAUUUUGAACAUUUAAAUGUGUGUGUUUCCUUGAUCCUCGCCCACAAACACGGGCACGAUCCGUCGUGUGGGGCACUUAUGCGUAGUAAACUCACACAGGCGGCGAGCUGCGUGCGUAACGCCGUUACCGUAACGCUGGUGCUAUUGUAACGCAAUAGAGCAGCAAUAGCUGAGCAGGUCGUUGAACGAGUGCGUUGUCACGUGGGGUCGUCCUUUAAUCCACCUGACCUUUUAGUGCAAAUGCAAAGGCGGAAGGUGUCUCGAUCUAAUAAUAUAACAUAAAUUUAUAUAUUUGUAUACAUAGAACUAUAUAAGUAUAUAUACAUAUGCAUAUAUAUA
Molecule: messenger RNA, 1862 nt
Organism: Anopheles gambiae (African malaria mosquito)
Lineage: Eukaryota; Metazoa; Arthropoda; Insecta; Diptera; Culicidae
Product: post-GPI attachment to proteins factor 2-like
Exons: 6
Coding region: 176-1246 (356 amino acids)
Biological process (GO): GPI anchor biosynthetic process
Cellular component (GO): Golgi membrane; endoplasmic reticulum membrane
Source: RefSeq, a predicted model, not a curated record